Molecule: messenger RNA, 3231 nt
Organism: Argiope bruennichi
Lineage: Eukaryota; Metazoa; Arthropoda; Arachnida; Araneae; Araneidae
Product: dual oxidase maturation factor 2-like
Exons: 10
Coding region: 310-1554 (414 amino acids)
Biological process (GO): protein transport
Cellular component (GO): endoplasmic reticulum membrane
Source: RefSeq, a predicted model, not a curated record
CCUGACGGAAAGGAAAAGAUUGUUGAACGGCUUUCUUGAGGAUCUUCACGCGGCACGAAACGCUCUUCUACACGGCAUCGGACGGAAUCGACCAAGCCGGCUGGCUGGCAGAGCACUGAGUGGCGUUUUGUGGGACAGCACGCGAGAGCGUCCAGCAGUCGUCCUUGGGAUAGAAAAGCCAUCCAUACAGGAUUAUUUGUUUGUUUCGUGCUUUUACCGAUAACGCUCUUUUUCCUCGGCCAGAUGACGAAAGAUCGCCUAUCCGCAGCGUGAGGCCGCGAUGGAAACGAUUGCCGUGAGUAGGGGAGGAUGCUGAGGGGUUGGUUCGACGCGUUCCGUAGCGACGGAGGCCCCACCCUCUACACUUUUGCCAACCGCACCCCCGUAACGGAGGAUGUGCGAAACGUUCUCAUCUAUGUCUCCUUCUCCACCAUCUUCGUCGCCUUCCUCAUCGUUUUCCCGGGAAUCCGCAAGGAGAAAUUUUCAACAUUCAUCAGUGUCACUAUCAGCUUAUUUGUCGGAGCUGUCAUACUCAUCUCCAACUAUGGCACGGAGUGGCACGUCGCUUCGGCCACCAUCUCUAGUCCCUACAAAGCCUUCUCCAGGGAGAAGAUCUACGCAGACGUAGGAGUCAAGAUAGGCCUCAACAGUGUCAACAUCACACUCAGAGCGGCCCCCAUCCACAAGCGCAGCGAAGACAUCAACUACAAUGAGAGGUUCCGAUGGGUUGGAGCCACCGAAAUGAAGCAGGAGUACCGGCAUGCCUUGGUGAAGGGUCUUCCCUUUCCACUGCUAACCAUCGCCGAAUAUUUCACGCAGGAGCUCGAGGGAUUCUGCUGGGGGAGAAGGUACAGGCUCGCUGGAUACUAUUCUUAUAUCCUGCUGUGGGCUGCCUUCUCUCUAUGGCUACUAAUGAACAUCCUGUUGUGCACGGUGCCCCGCUACGGGGCCUACACCAUGCAAUUGACAGGUUUGGUGAUGCUGUUCACCAAUGCCAUUUACACUUACCUCCUGCCUCGGAAGCCCCUCGUCAUCCCCUUUGAAGGCGGAGCCCUGCACUUCAAAUUCGGAUGGUGCUUCUGGAUCGUCCUGGCAGCAGGUAUUACGGCGAUAGUCGUGGGAGGAGCGGUGGCAAUUGUCGAUCUUCUUUUUCCUAACAAGUUCGCCACCAUCCUGGAAGUAGAUUAUGACAUGCCCUGCAGGUACCUGUUAUCACAGCCAGACCCCUCCGUCCAGAAGCAACGAUGCUCUCAGUCCAACAGCUCGACGUCGGUGCAGACCUCCUCCACAAAUUCCUCAAACGAAUCCAAAGGGUUCGAGAACGGGGCCUACGAGGGAGAAGAAGAGGAGGAUUACAGCACCAUCGUGAACGGCAAGAGGGCCGUCAGCCUCAGGAACUUUGGCAAGUUUGCACAGAAGGAACAACUACGGAAGAACCCCUUGGCCUCCUUCGUACAGAACCAACGGAUCCACAACUUCACAAUAAACACCUACCGACAACCGUCCACGUCCAAAGAUGUGAACAUCGACAUCUCUGCCGCAGCUUUGUGGUGACACCAAGAAACUAUGCAUGAUCCGUUAAGUUCCUUCAAAAAGUGAUGUCGGUUCUUAUAACGUCCAGGAUUCCUCUGGAACAACAAUGAGACACUUUCCAGUUUAUUUUCGAGGACUAAAGACCGGCCUCACUUCAUAGUCAAGACACCAAAGUGGACGGACUUUGAGAAUUCAAAGAAAUGGAUUCCAUCUUAUGUGUUGCUUCACGCGAGACAUAUCUCUUAAGAUUCCUCUUCAGUUUGUGGUCAAGUGCAAACAACCAGAUGGAUAGCUCUUUAAAACAGACUUUAAAAAAAGCGUUUCUCCAAGAUUUAAAGCGAGUUUUGCAGUCAGUAGUUGGUGGUGAAUGAAAAGAAAUGAAUUACUGAGAAUGUCUUAUAGAAUAUGCGUUUAUUUUAGGAAAUGCAAAUUUUUUACAUCGGGUUAGUCAGUAUUACUAUAAUAAUUCAAACCUCAAGUCUGGAUAGUAGAGAUUCUUCAGCGAAAGGCGAAAUCUUUGUUUCAUUUUCAAUAACUUCUUUUAAAAUAUGAAAGGCUUUUAUGUUGUUUGAGCCUCAGCAGAUAAUAGUUACAAAUAAAUGAUGCGACUUCAAUUUGAAAUGCAGAGAAACACCAGCAUCAGUAACAUUUUUUUAAUUGAGUUUUUAAGUUAAAACGUAAAGUCAUGUGUUCCUUUUAUUAAAUUUUUUAUUCUCCUAGAGAAAUGAAGCACCGAAGUUUUUUUUAAGUAAUCAUUAUCUAUAAUUUUUUUUAUUGUAAUAAACUUUUGCAGAAUAAUUUUAUAAAGAUGUCUGCCUACAUAUACAUACUUUAAAAACUAUAAUUUUUUUGUAUAAUGCACAUUUAUAAAAUUAUAUUUAUGCAAAUCUUUUGUGAUGGAAUCACUUAAAGACGUUCACUCAAGAAUUACUGCCACAUUUUGAUAACUAUUACUGAGUAAUUUAUUUUAACCCUUUCACCGGCUGGAAUGUAGAAAAUAGAUCUAACGAGUCUUCCUAUAAUGACUUGAACAUGUGAAAUAUUUCUUCGAUUAUUACCUUAAAACGGCUGAAACGUAUAAAAUCGUUUCCUAGAAAUUGUUCUAAGACCGAGCCCAAUAUAGAAAAAUAUCAGUGAUUUCGCUUUUAAUAAUAAGGGCCAUUUUAUGUAUAUUCGGAUGCGAGACAGUUGAAGGUCCAUGGAAUAAGCUUAAUGUUUAAUUUCUAAACUGACUGCAAAAACUCGAAAGUAUUUUUAAUGGACGUCUUAAAAUCGGAUAAAUUCUACAUCCAUUCACCUUUUAUCCGAAGAAAAAGCAAACGAACAAAAUUUGGAGUUUCGAUUUCUAAGAGCUUCUUUGACAGUACUUGAAGUGCGUGAGUGUGUGUGAUAUAUUCUGGCCAUAUUUCUUUAUCUUGUUUGUUCGAAUAGAAGCCAUAUUCCGCGCCAUUUUUUUGAAAGAUCGAACUGACAAAAAUGUCCCCUUGGACGACAAGGACUGAUCGUUCCUACGGACGAAGGACAUGGACGAAAGGGAUUCCACACUUUUCAGUGAUAUAUAUAUAUAUUGUGUGUAUAUAUUUAUUUAAAAUAUUUUCUAUACUGAAAAGAAUAACAUAUGUUUCGUAUGUCAAGUGCAAUGUGUAGUUAAAGGACCAAAAUGCUUUGUAAGUGCUGAUAAUAAAAUAUUUUAAAAUU